UAAAAUAGGUUAAAUGUCGAAUAUUCUAACCCUAAUUUAGUGAUCAACACAUUCAUGAGAAUGAAAUAACUACAAAGAUUGCUAUAAAAAAUCGCAGUAUCUUUGUAAUUUUCAAUUAAAAAUGUACAGAUUCGUCCAUCGAAUACGGCAAGCCUUGCCUUUGUCGAGAUCACUAACAACAGAAACUGUUCAUGAAACCAGUGCAGACAAGAUAAACGAAUCAAAUGAAACUGUCUCUGCAAAUAAGAAAUCAUGGGUAUCUCCUCCUAAAUAUCAAGACCCUUGUCAAGUAUGGGUCGAAAAUCUCGAUACAAUAGAUGAAAAGAAAUUAGAAAUAAUUGAACUUCACCCAGAGAUUUUUGCUACGAAUCCUAGAAUCGAUAUGGUUCAGGAGAAUGUGAGAUGGCAAACUCUAUAUCGUUAUGUGAGUUAUGCACACACAAAAUCAAGAUUCGAGGUGAGGGGAGGAGGUAGAAAGCCUUGGCCCCAAAAAGGAAUGGGUAGAGCUAGACAUGGUUCUAUAAGAAGUCCCCUAUUUAAAGGAGGUGGAGUGGUUCAUGGACCUAAGGCUCCUAAUCCUCAUUUUUAUAUGUUAGAUUAUUACAAACGAGUUAACGGUUUAACUUCCAUGUUAUCUAUAAAAUUAGCUCAAGAUGACCUUCAUAUCGUGGAUGACAUUGAAAUUCCUACAGAAGAUCCUAAAUAUAUUACGGAACUAAUUAAAAGCAGAUGCUGGGGUCCCUCCGUUCUCAUAAUUGAUGAAGUCGAUCUCAUGCCAAGGAAUAUAACGGUAGCAACGGACCAAAUAUACCAUGUCAAUUUGAUGCCGGUUUAUGGUUUGAAUGUGUAUUCAAUGCUUAAACAUGAUACUCUUGUAAUCAGCAAGCCUGCAGUUGAACUGAUAGAAAACAAACUACUAUCUAUCCUUUACAGAAAUAAUUCUUUGCAAUUAACGAAGAAAUUUGUUUUGAGUCAAACAUAAAUGAAAUAAAAU
Molecule: messenger RNA, 994 nt
Organism: Harmonia axyridis
Lineage: Eukaryota; Metazoa; Arthropoda; Insecta; Coleoptera; Coccinellidae
Gene: mRpL4
Product: 39S ribosomal protein L4, mitochondrial
Exons: 3
Coding region: 122-982 (286 amino acids)
Biological process (GO): translation
Cellular component (GO): ribosome
Molecular function (GO): structural constituent of ribosome
Source: RefSeq, a predicted model, not a curated record